Molecule: messenger RNA, 1485 nt
Organism: Yamadazyma jaroonii
Lineage: Eukaryota; Fungi; Ascomycota; Pichiomycetes; Serinales; Debaryomycetaceae
Source: the annotation of a GenBank genome assembly
AUGAUUUCAAGUGAUUUAGAAAGUAAUAGAGUGGAAGAAUUGGAUGAGUUGCUAGAUUUGAUCAAGCCCAAAAUCUUGGAUUUUGUUCAAAAGUCCGAUCCUAACAGUUCAAAUUAUGAAGCAGAUUCAUUAGGAAGAUAUAACUCCCCCAGCUUCUUAAAAGACCAAUUUGCAGAUGAGCUUAAAUUGGAAGGUAUAAAAGGAGAUACUGAAAAAUUGAAUGAAUUUUUGGAUAAAGUGUUGAAAUACUCUGUGAAUACUUGGAACCCAGGUUUUUUGGAUAAAUUGUAUGCUUCUAAUAACCCAAUUGGUGUCAUUUCUGACAUCAUUUUAUCGGUAUUGAAUACUAAUUCACAUGUAUUUACAGUUUCUCCUGUCUUAUCGGUAUUAGAAAACUUUGUAGGUAAAAAGUAUGCCAAGUUGUUCUUCAAGAAUGAUACAUGUGGUGGUUUAACAUUCAGCGGAGGAUCAUGGUCAAAUAUUACUUCAUUACAAAUAGCCAGAUCUUUGAAAUUUCCGAAAACAAAAGAGUUCGGGAACGAAGGAUACAAAUUUGCUGUCUAUACAUCAGUUCAUUGUCACUAUUCUGUUGUCAAAGCUGCUCAAUUACUCGGUUUGGGUUCAGCUAAUGUUUUCAAAGUUGAAGUUAACAAGAAUGGUACUAUGAAAUACGAAGAAUUACCUAAAAUUAUCGAGAAGUCCAUUGAAGAAGGGUUCACUCCUUUAUAUAUCAACGCAACUGCUGGAACCACCGUUUAUGGAUCUUAUGACAAUUUCACUGAAAUAUCUAAGAUUGCUAAGAAAUUUGACAUUUGGUUCCAUAUUGAUGGUUCAUGGGGAGGAAAUGUGAUUUUUUCCUCUAAACAUAGUGUAAAAUUGGAAGGAAGUGAAUUGAGUGAUUCUAUAACGGUCAACCCUCAUAAGAUGUUGGGUGUCCCAACCACCUGUUCAUUUCUUUUGAUACCCAAUGUUAAAGAUUUCCAAAGAGCUAUGUCAUUAUCAGCUCCAUAUUUAUUUCAUGGACGAGAAAUUGAUGAGUUUGAAAAUUUUGACUUGGCUGAUGGUACCAUGGGAUGUGGUAGAAGGGCUGACUCUUUCAAAUUUUAUCUUGCUUGGUACUAUUAUGGAUCUAAGGGAUUUGAGGAACGUGUGGACCAUGCUUUCAAUAUAGUUGAAUACUUCAUUGAUAAGAUUACUAAAAUUGAUGGAUUCCAAUUAGUUAAUGAAUCUAAAUGUUUACAAGUAUGUUUCUUUUAUAAACCAAAAGAUUAUAAAGGUGACUUCACCACAAUAACACGUUAUAUUUCAAGAGAAUUACAUAAGGAUGGGAAAUAUUUAGUUGAUUUUUCUCCAAAUACUGAUGGUGAUAAUCAAGAAUUUUUCCGUGUAGUAUUCAAUUCGCCUAUCUUAACAGAUAAGAUUAUUGAUGAUUUGAUAACAUCUAUAAUUGUAACAGGUGAACAAUAUGCCAAAAGUUUAGAUUAG